Histoplasma capsulatum G186AR is the source of this 2499-nucleotide messenger RNA. Its product is annotated as elongation factor Tu GTP binding domain-containing protein. NCBI's taxonomy places the organism in Eukaryota, Fungi, Ascomycota, Eurotiomycetes, Onygenales, Ajellomycetaceae. Gene Ontology annotation, biological process: translation. The transcript is spliced from 5 exons. The record is from RefSeq and is a predicted model, not a curated record. Bases 1 to 2499 code for a protein of 832 amino acids. Gene Ontology annotation, molecular function: GTP binding; GTPase activity.
AUGUCCCGCAACCGUGUCAAAAACAUCGCAUACGACCACGAUGACUUCGCCUCCGACGACGACAAUGACAGUAACGACAUGACCCCUGAAGACCGCGAGCAGAUGCAGCAGGGCUCCGCACAGGUGCGCCAGCUGCUAGAUACGGACACCCCGCCCGUCCCCGCGUCCGACGAGGAGAUCUGGGAGGCGCUGUGGUAUUACUACUAUGACGUUGAGAAGGUGGUGGGGUUCCUGCGGAAGAAAUAUACGCCGAAAACGCCAAAGAAGCAGCAGCAGCAGCAGCAGGUGAAGGUUAAGGGAACCGCUCCAUCAUCAUCUCCAUACCCCGUCCCGAUGUGUCCAGAACCUUUCUCCGCUGCCGACUUCUUCAAGGAUUCGCCAUGGCUGAAUAUCCCCACCCGCCGCAGAGCUGACAUCCUAAUCGAACCUCUCUACCCUCGACUGGGCUUGCUUGGUGGUGCGCAAGAGACAUCGGGGAAGGUAUCGAAACUUGCCGCGCUAGCUGCGCGCAAGAGGAAAGAGAGCGAGAGGAAGGCUGCGGCGGAAGCUGUCAGUGGUGGUGUGGUUACUGGCAGUGAGACAUCCGAGGGCACUCAGAAUCAACAGCGGAAGUCCCGUGUCUCGCUGCUGGAUAGGUUAGCGGUUGACGGGAAAGCACAAGGAGCUCUGCUAGCCCGCUCCAUCCAUCUGCCAUUGCGGAGUGGGAAGGAUGCUUUGAACUGGUCGUCGCUCAAGAAGCCGCUCCGGGCUAGUCCUGAUGUUGCGGGCACGCCGGAAUCUACCACCAUGGUGCCUGGCGUUCCUCCGAAUGGAAAGAGAAAAGCCACAGCAGCGCUGUCUGGAGAAAGCACGGCGCAGGAAGUGGAACGCCCCUCGAAGCUGCCUAACCUACGAGCGGAACCUUCAGCAUUUGCCCUGGUCCUUGUCGGCGCGGGAGGAGCUGAAGAUGGAGGUGACCGUGAUGACGGCUUCAUACCCAACCCCAUCUCACAUAACAUCGACGUCAUGCGAUUCUUUGGUCAGGAUCUUACUGAAGCAUUUGACUUUGCAGAACCAAGCCCGGACGAUAUUGUCAUCAAGGCACGGGAGUCAGCUAAAGGCAAUUCCAAUAAGAAUAAAACAAAACGGACGACUGCGAAUAAAUCGUCACCAGGAAAGAAUGAUGAUGUGGUGGAAGGCAUUGGGGAGCUGUCUAUCCAGGAGACAGCGAAGGUCAAAAGCAAGAAUAUCGAUGUUUUGGCCGAAUAUCGCAAAACGGAGAGGAAAAAAGCCGCUAAUUUUGUUGUCAUCGGCCAUGUCGAUGCUGGGAAAAGCACACUGAUGGGACGACUGCUUUACGAACUGAAGGCGGUUGACCAGCGAACUAUUGAUAGGUACCAAAGGGAGGCCGAUAGGAUAGGCAAGGGCUCGUUUGCACUGGCAUGGGUGCUUGACCAGGGGUCAGAGGAGCGGGCACGUGGGGUGACGAUCGAUAUAGCAACCAACCGAUUCGCGACGGAGAACACCAACUUCACGAUCCUAGAUGCGCCAGGCCAUCGCGACUUCGUACCCAACAUGAUUGCGGGAGCAAGCCAAGCGGACUUUGCGGUGCUAGUCCUUGACGCCACGACCGGAAACUUCGAAUCGGGCCUAAGGGGCCAGACGAAAGAGCAUGCCCUCCUCGUCCGAAGCAUGGGCGUGCAACGGAUCGUCGUUGCAGUGAACAAGAUGGACGCAGCCGGGUGGUCGCACGACCGUUUUGACGAGAUCCAACAGCAGACGGCCUCCUUCCUCACCACAGCCGGCUUCCAGGCGAAAAACAUCUCCUUCGUCCCCUGCUCGGGGCUACGGGGCGACAACGUGGCCCAGCGCGCACACGACACGAACGCCAGCUGGUACACCGGCCGGACGCUCGUUGAGGAACUCGACACGUCCGAGCCAUACACGUACGCGCUCGACAAGCCGCUACGCAUGACCAUCGCCGACGUGUUCCGCGGCGGCGUGCAGAACCCGCUCUCCAUCUCCGGGCGCCUCGACGCGGGCCACCUGCAGGUCGGCGACCAGCUCACCACCAUGCCCAGCGGGGAGACAUGCACGGUCCGGAGCCUGGCGGUCGACGAGGCGCCCAGCGAGUGGAGCGUGGCGGGGCAGAACGUCACGCUGCACCUGACGGACAUCGACCCGACACACGUGCGGAUCGGGGACAUUCUGUGCAGCCCGUCCGCGCCGGUGAAGAACGUGACGUCUUUCACGGCGAAGGUGCUGGCGUUCGAUCAUCUGACGCCGAUGCACAUCGAGGUGCAUCGCGGCCGGUUACAGGUGCCCGGGCGCAUCAGUCGGCUGGUUGCGCUGCUGGACAAGGGCAGCGGGAUGGCCGUGAAGAAACGGCCGAAGAUCGUGGGGCCUGGAGGCGUUGCGCGGAUCGUUGUGGAACUGGAGCAGGCGAUUCCGCUGGAAGCGCCUGGGAGGGUUGUGCUGAGGGCUGCGGGGGAGACUGUUGCGGCCGGAUUGUUGGAGUGA